AUGCCAAGGGACAAAAAGUUAAAUGAACUCUCUACAGGUAACCUAAUGAAGCUAAAAAUUAUUUCUGCAAUUUGUCACGACCCUGACCUCUUGAUCCUUGACGAGCCGACUUCAGGUCUUGACCCAGUGAUUCGUGACGAGAUCAUAGGAUUUUUAUUUGACUACAUCAAGGAUGGGGACAAGACAAUUUUAUUUUCAUCUCAUAUCUUGUCUGACAUAGAAAAAAUCGCCGACUAUAUAAUUUAUAUCCACGAGGGAAGAGUAAUCUUAUACGAUGAAAAGGACGCCAUAAUAGAAAAAUAUGGAAUUUUAAAAACUUCUGAAGAAAAUUUAAAAAAUUAUAGAGACUUUAUCUUAAAGACAAGAAAAAAUAAAUACUCAACUGAAGCCUUGAUAAAAAAUGUCCAAGUUUUCAAAGAAUUUUAUCCAAAUGAAGUUGUGGACAGGGCAAAUGUGGAGGACAUAAUGAUAUUUUUAUCAAGAGGUGGACAAUGA
Trichomonas vaginalis G3 is the source of this 495-nucleotide messenger RNA. RefSeq names its product ATPase activity, coupled to transmembrane movement of substances. The transcript has a single exon. NCBI's taxonomy places the organism in Eukaryota, Parabasalia, Trichomonadida, Trichomonadidae. The record is from RefSeq and is a predicted model, not a curated record. Bases 1 to 495 code for a protein of 164 amino acids. Gene Ontology annotation, molecular function: ATP hydrolysis activity; ATP binding.